UUUCUGGAAGCCGCCUGCUGCUGCUCUCUCUCCCGCCGGCCCUCGUGAGCGGCUCAGCUUUAACGACGCUGUAGCUCGGACGCGAUGGCUGCUGUGAAGGCGCUUAACCCCAAAGCGGAGGUGGCCAGAGCUCAGGCCGCACUGGCCGUGAACAUUAGCGCCGCUCGGGGACUUCAAGAUGUUUUGAGGAGUAACCUCGGACCGAAAGGGACCAUGAAAAUGCUUGUGUCCGGUGCAGGCGACAUCAAGCUCACCAAAGAUGGCAAUGUUCUGCUGCACGAGAUGCAAAUCCAGCAUCCCACUGCAUCUUUGAUUGCUAAAGUGGCCACAGCCCAGGACGACAUCACCGGGGAUGGAACAACGUCCAAUGUGCUCAUAAUUGGAGAGCUACUGAAACAGGCAGACCUUUACAUUUCCGAGGGACUCCACCCCAGAAUAAUUGCAGAAGGCUUUGAAGCUGCUAAGGACAAGGCCCUGGAGGUGCUGGAGGAGGUGAAGGUGACCAAGGAGAUGGAUCGGGAGACCCUCAUUAAUGUGGCCAGGACCUCGCUGAGAACCAAGGUCCAUGCAGAGUUGGCUGACCUGCUCACAGAGGCUGUGGUUGAUGCUGUGCUGGCCAUCAAGAAACCAAACGAGCCUAUUGACCUCUACAUGGUGGAGAUCAUGGAAAUGAGGCACAAAACAGAGAGUGAUACACAAUUGAUCAGAGGUUUGGUGCUGGACCAUGGAGCUAGACAUCCGGACAUGAAGAAGAGAGUGGAGGACGCUUACAUCCUGACAUGCAAUGUCUCUUUGGAAUAUGAGAAAACGGAGGUGAACUCCGGGUUCUUUUAUAAGAGUGCUGAUGAGAGAGAGAAACUGGUGAAGGCUGAGAGGAAAUUCAUUGAGGAACGUGUCCAGAAGAUCAUUGCGCUCAAGAACAAAGUGUGUGCUGACAACGACAAGGGCUUUGUGGUCAUCAACCAGAAGGGUAUUGACCCAUUCUCUCUGGAUGCUCUGGCCAAAGAGGGAAUUGUGGCUCUGCGCAGGGCGAAGAGGAGGAACAUGGAGCGACUAUCUCUGGCCUGUGGUGGUGUUGCAAUGAACUCUGUGGAUGACCUCACUCCAGAAUGCUUGGGUCAUGCUGGUCUUGUCUAUGAAUACACACUGGGUGAGGAGAAGUACACGUACAUUGAGAAGUGUGGAAACCCUCGUUCUGUGACGCUCCUGAUCAAAGGCCCCAACAAACACACUCUGACACAGAUCAAAGAUGCUGUGAGAGAUGGCCUACGAGCAGUGAAAAACGCCAUCGAAGACGGCAGCGUUGUUGCAGGAGCAGGGGCAUUUGAGGUUGCUGUGGCAGACGCUCUGGUGAAGCACAAGCCAAAAGUGAAGGGCCGGGCUCAGCUGGGUGUGCAAGCUUUUGCUGAUGCUCUGCUCAUCAUCCCUAAAGUCCUGGCUCAGAAUUCUGGCUAUGAUCCACAGGAGACUCUUGUGAAGCUGCAGACUGAAUUCAAAGAGUCUGGUCAGCUCAUUGGGGUGGAGUUGAGCACAGGUGAGCCCAUGCUUGCUGGGGAGGCUGGUGUUUGGGAUAACUACAGUGUUAAAAAGCAGCUCCUUCACUCCUGCACGGUUAUUGCUAGUAACAUCCUCCUGGUAGAUGAGAUCAUGAGAGCUGGAAUGUCUUCCCUCAAAGGACAAAAUCAAGCAUGAUAAAAACCUGCGGGAUGAAGAAAGGCUGGAGAUGGCCUGUCGCUCAGCGCCCAGACGCCUUGAGUUCUGCGCUAAGUGCAUCCUGUCUGGAUUCAUACAGCGACGACAAACACCUCUCUUUAUGUGUCAGCUCAUUCUGUGUCCAGUAGCGUUUUAUGCCCCCAUGGAAUUGUCGCUCUUCCAUUGAUCAAUUGGGUUAUUUAUGAGAUUUUGUUAAAGGCACUGAACUGCGAUACACACUUUUUCUUUGUACCCAUUAAACGUUUUGGUUCAUGAAAAUGCGUCGUGUCAUUUACCUUUGAAGACCCGACCGGUUGAAGAAAAUCUUAUUCCAUAUAAAUUGGACAAACCACGCUGAGACUUUCUCCCUUGAAAGCAUUUUAUUUAAAUAAAAUUAACACAGUUUUCCCGACAGGUCGUCAUCUUAUUAAAACUUGCUAUGCAUAAUUAGUCUAUAAAACGCAAGAGUUCAAAAACAAUGCUCUGCUGCUGUUAGUGGUUCUGGAUAACAAAAGUGAUCUGUAUGAAAUGUGAUGUGCUCAAAAUCAGCUUCUCAAAGGUUUAAAAACUGAUUCUCAGCAUUAUUACACACAAAAGAAACAUGAUGUGAAAUGUGUAUAAUUAUGCAAACAGUGGUGCAACUUCAGUAUUGCUACAGGCGUUGAAACAGCAGUAGAAGAAAGUUGUUAAAAUUCGAGGAAUUCUGUUGAUGAAGAUGAUGGUUUGGAAUGUGCAACACUUCAAAAGAUCUUGAUAUGCAUUCAGCCUAGUCCUUCUGUUUAAUUUUCCUCAAAACCAGCAAUGUCAAAUCCCUCCCAUCUGCUUCAUUCAGUCACCCUACGCAACGAGUGCCAUUCUGUUCAUUUGUCCUCCUUUCCAUGUACUUCCUUACCCAUUCCUGUCACCAGACUCCUCCAAUUUCAACCAAAACCUUUUAUUCAGUUCUCAAAUCACAUCAAAAUCUAAUACAGUGGUCAGUUUGAAUCUGAUGGAAAUGAAAAAUACAGUGUAAAGGCAGACUGUAAUGGACAGUAUGUUGUUGAGGUGAGGUUAGAAAACAUUUCUCUGUAACUGAUUACACUAACAACAGACACCAUGUUGUAAACUACUCGAUAAUUAAGGCAGAAAAAAAAAACAAAAUGACAAACCAUAUUUCUAA
Molecule: messenger RNA, 2851 nt
Organism: Colossoma macropomum (tambaqui)
Lineage: Eukaryota; Metazoa; Chordata; Actinopteri; Characiformes; Serrasalmidae
Gene: cct6a
Product: chaperonin containing TCP1, subunit 6A (zeta 1)
Exons: 14
Coding region: 85-1692 (535 amino acids)
Biological process (GO): protein folding
Cellular component (GO): chaperonin-containing T-complex
Molecular function (GO): ATP binding; ATP hydrolysis activity; ATP-dependent protein folding chaperone
Source: RefSeq, a predicted model, not a curated record